Messenger RNA from Rotaria sordida, 294 nucleotides. The record is from the annotation of a GenBank genome assembly. NCBI's taxonomy places the organism in Eukaryota, Metazoa, Rotifera, Eurotatoria, Philodinida, Philodinidae.
AUGCCAUCUAGUGUUGUACCACCAUCAUUACAAAGAACGAACAGUAAUGGACAAUUGAAUGUGCAUCUAUUGAUCAAAAACAAAAUUAAUGAUGAAUUAUUAAUAAUCUCCCGAGAUAAGUUACCACCAACAUUACGUAAUGGAAAAUUGAUCCUCAAUCAAAAAGUUACAAUUCGUGAUGAACAACGUCAAAAUAUUGAAGGAACGAUCAUUUAUAUGCUCGUAACUGAUUUAAAAUUAUUUUCACCUUUAUCUCUAGAUCAAAAAGAACUUUCGAUAACAUGUUGUUGUUGA